CUUCCAGUAGACUUGUCUACUACAAUGUGUUUUCCAAGUCACAUAUAGCCUGUAUCAUCAAACAACAAGUGGCAAAGAGUAGCACAGGAGUUAUUUGGAACACGCUGUGCUCACAAACGACCCGAUUUUGUAUACCCGCAUCAGAUCUGGUCACAGAAGGCGCUGACAAGCUUGCAUAAGUUAGCAGGAGCCUUGUAGGGCCCCCAGGGCUUUCCUGAGCCAAAAUGUAUAACGGUAUUGGCUUGGUGACGCCCCGUGGCUCGGGAACCAGUGGAUAUGUUCAGGGCAAUAAGUUCAACAUGCGUGGGCCACCGCAAGUGCGCACAGACGCGCCUAAAGAUGGCGGCCCGCGAGUGAAGCAGCCGAACCAGGAAAUCCUUGACCAUAAGAAGAAGCGUGAUAUUGAGCUGAAGGUGGAGCAGGAGCGUGAGCGCCUGGAGGCUGAGGGGGUGCACAGCGAGGAGGAAAUCGAGGAGCUGCUAGGCCUCUUCCGGCAGCAGGAGCUGGCGAAGCUCACCGCAGAAGCAAACACCGUCAAGAAGCUGGACGAGGAGACGCACGCCGUGGCGCAGCGCAAGCUGGAGCAGAUGAGCAAGCUGAAGGCGGCGUUGGGGCUGAAGGAGGACGUGCGGGAGGGCGACGCCUUCAACCGAGAGCUGCAGGAGAAGAUCAAGCAGGACCGCAUCGCGGAGCGCGAGAAGCGGGAGCGGGACCGCGAGGCGGACAUCAAGAGGCGCGAGAAGGAGGCGCGCCGGCGCGAGAAGGAGUGGGCCAAGGAGCAGAAGCGGCGCGAGAAGGAGCGCAAGCAGCGCGAGAAGGAGCGGCGCGAGGAGGAGGAACGGCGCCGCAACGCCUCGCCAGAGGCCCGCCUCUACCGCAAGCACGAGGCGGCGCCAGACCGCUACGACCCCGCCGCGGACCGAGAGGCGGAGCAGCGGCAGCGGGAGCGCGCUCGGGCAGGCCGGGACGACCGCGACAGCGGGCGCGGGGACGCCGCCGAGCGUGGCCGCUCCAAGGACGCCAAGGGGCCCAAGGACGGCAAGGGGAAGGAGAAGGGAGGGAAGGAGAAGGAGGAGAAGCGCCGCCGCCGCCGGCGCUCGCCGUCGUCCUCCAGCAGCAGCGGCAGCAGCAGCGGCUCGGACUCGGAUUCAGAAUCCGGCUCGUCGGGCUCCAGUUCCGGAUCCGGGUCCGACUCUGACAGCGGCACCAGCAGCGGCAGCGGCACGUCGUCCUCCUCCUCAGACUCGGAGGACCGCGGCGGCGACCGGCGGCAGGCCCGCAGCGACCCCAGCGGGGACCGGGGCGCGAAGCGCGGCCCCGCCGACCGAGGCCUUCCGCCCCCGCCGGAGCCCGAGCCCAAGCGCGCGCGCAACGGCGACGGCCCGCCGCCGCCGCGCGACCUGCCGCUGCCCCCGCCGCCAGCGGCUGCGGGCCGGCCGCCUGCCGGCGACGACCGCCGCCGCGACGCCGGAGAGCGGGACCGGCUGGCGGAGCGGGCGCCGGAGGGCCGCCGCCGUCACGACAGCGACGAUGAGCGGGAGCAGGCGCGGAACGUGCGGGCGCGGCGGGAGGAGGAGGAGGAGCGGGGGCGGGGGCGUGAGGAGCCCGGGCCCGCCCGGCGCGAUGCACGGGAUGCCGGUGGUGAUAGGGACGGCGGCCGGCGGCCGCCGCCGCCGCCGUCGCGGGAGGUGGAUCGUGAGCCAGAGCGCCGGGAACGCGAGCGGGAGCCGGAGCCGGACCGGCGGGAGCGGCGCGAUCUGCCGCCGCCGCCGGCCGCGCCGUCCGGUCGUGAGCGCGAUGCCCGCGAUGUCCGUGACGCCCGCGGGGACGGCCACCGUGCUGACUUUGAGCGGCCGCGGGGCCGGGAGCAGCCUGACCGCGAGCGUGAGCGUGAGCGCGGCCGUGAGGACGGCGCUGGGCGUGAGGACCGGGGCGGUGACGGCCGGGGCGGCGAUCGUGUCGGCCACCGCGGCAAUGGGCGUGAGGAGGAGCGGCCAGCCCGGGGUGGGGACAGGGGCGGAGACAGGGGCGGGGACCGGGAGCGGCGUGGUGGUGAGGAGCCGCCGGCGCGUGGCGGCCCCUGGCGUGGGGAGGAGGAGCGCCGCCGCGGCGGGGACCGGGAGCGGGAGCCGGAGCGGGCGAGGGAGCCGGAGCUGGGGCAAGGUCGCGAGCGGGAGCGGGAGCGGGCUGGUGAUGGAGGCGACCGCGGCGCGCCCGCCCGGGGCCGGGAUGAGCGGGAGCGGGACGCCGGCCGGCGGCGCCGCAGCCCCAGCCCCUCGUCCAGCAGCAGCUCCGGCAGUAGCAGCGGGAGUGGCAGCAGCAGCAGCGGGAGCGGCAGUAGCAGCAGCAGCGGCGACAGCUCGGACAGCGCUAGCAGCGGACGGCGGUAGGUUUGGUGUUGAACGUUUCAUGGAGGUUGAUGUCACAUCAACAGUGAGCUAGUUGUCGUGUGGAUGGUCGGUGCGCUCACGCUAUGUCUGCUAGUAUAUUGCGGGUGAGGGUUGCAGAUGCGCAGUGCACCGGGGCAAGUGCGGCGGUGUGUGAUGUGGAUUUGUGCGCGUUGGAACUUGGAAGGCGGUGGCAGGACUGACAGUGAGCCGCCGCGCGUGUAGACCUGCGGCAGUAUCGGUGGCAGUGUCGGUAGCGUCGGCAGGCGGACUCUGACGUAUGGGUGGCUGUAAGCUGCCCUUGUUGCUGCUGACGGGGGCGUGUGGCUUACUGAUGGCAUGCUCGGGCCGGCAGUCGGUGUCAAAGAUAGCUGUUAAGAGCACAGGAAGACCGGACGGGGCGUGCAUGCAUGCAAGAGCUUCUGGCUGCAAAUGUCGUGAGAUGUAAGGCACGCCGCCUUGUGGCUAGCCAUGUUAAUCACUGGUGGCUCUACGCCCCACCGCCUUCACGCUUUCUCACGCAAACUUGACCAGCCUGCACAAGCCCGCCCUGUACAGCCAACGUGGAUGCCCAAAUCGCAGCAGAAGUCGCUGCAGUGCUGUUAUGGCUUAAGAGUUGUCGAUUAAAGCCCAGUGGCUACGGUGUUCCGGUUGCAGAACUGGAAGGGCCGAAGGGGUAUUGGUUGAGGCCUUGAGGGUGCGAUGGGACAGGGUAAGGGGCACGUUGGCGCAGUCGCCUAGUGUGCAGCGUACUCCCAGAACCCAACAAUCAAUUUGCACACGAGGUCAAGGCAAGAUCGAAUGGGGUGUUCGUUGCGGGGGCGCCUUAGCCACUCCGGAACUUGUGCGGCUCUGACCCUGGCUGUCACACUCUACGGUAAUGCCUGCAUUUGAGGCAGCCUGACCAAGCCACCGAGGCUGAGGCCCGACGGAGCCUCCGGACGCUGUGUCUUCGCCUGUAAGAAGCCUGACAC
Molecule: messenger RNA, 3361 nt
Organism: Chlamydomonas reinhardtii
Lineage: Eukaryota; Viridiplantae; Chlorophyta; Chlorophyceae; Chlamydomonadales; Chlamydomonadaceae
Exons: 5
Coding region: 225-2390 (721 amino acids)
Source: RefSeq, a predicted model, not a curated record